Acyrthosiphon pisum (pea aphid) is the source of this 1349-nucleotide messenger RNA. RefSeq names its product RING finger protein mdlc (gene mdlc). Gene Ontology annotation, molecular function: metal ion binding. The record is from RefSeq and is marked provisional. Gene Ontology annotation, biological process: snoRNA splicing. NCBI's taxonomy places the organism in Eukaryota, Metazoa, Arthropoda, Insecta, Hemiptera, Aphididae. Gene Ontology annotation, cellular component: U2-type spliceosomal complex.
AUAUUCACCAUAUUCCCAUGUUCAAAUAGUUCAAUAGACAUAAUAUUAUUUAGACGAUAGAAAUCAAAAAUCACUGUCAGACGUCAGUCCAAGAGGCAAGGUAACUACUAAGUAUGUCAAUCGAAUUUAAAAAACGUAAGGUUGUGCAAAACCGACGUAGGCGAGCUGCCUCAGAUAGUGAAAACAGUGAUGAAGAGAGUGCUGUUGUUUUAAAUGAAAAAAGAAAUAAAAAAUCCAGCCCAUUUAUUCAAAGUACGUCCAACAAAAAGCUCAAAGCAUCUGGACCAAUACACGAUUCUUCAGAGAGUGAUAAUGAAUCUGUCGGUGUUUCAUAUCGUUCCAAAAUGGACACCGACAUGAGUGGACCGAAAGACAUGGGUGCAACUGCAACAAUUGAAAUUGAUACUGAACUUGACAAAGAUGCCCAAGCUAUCUAUGAACGUUCUUUACAAGUGAAUAAAGAACUUAAGGGUAAAGAAGAUGACAAGGUUUAUAGAGGUUUAGCGAAUUAUACUCAAUAUUAUGAGAAAAAAGAUACAGCUUUAGGUAAUGCAUCUAGUGGAAUGGUACGCAAAGGACCUAUAAGAGCACCAGCUAAUUUACGUUCUACUGUUCGUUGGGAUUAUCAACCUGACAUUUGUAAGAUUAUAAAGAAACUUUUUUGUGGUUUUGGCGACAGUUGUAAAUUUUUACAUGAUCGUUCAGACUAUAAAUUUGGGUGGCAAUUAGAAAUGGAAUCUACUCAACAAGGUGAUUCAGAUGAUGAUGAUCCAUCAAAGUAUGAAAUUAAAGAAAAUGAUGAUGAUUAUUUGCCUUUUAAAUGUUUGAUUUGUCGAGGAUCUUAUGUCAAUCCUGUAAUGACAAAAUGUAAACAUUAUUUCUGUGAAAAGUGUGCUUUAGCUCAUUUCAAAAAGAGCACUAAAUGUUUCGUCUGUGAGAAACAAACUGGAGGAUUUUUUGAUCCAGCUACAACUAUAAUUGAAAGACUUAAUGCAGCUAAUACAGACAUAAUACAUCAAUGUAAUUCAGAUGAAGAAUCGGAUUAAUUAAUAUACCUAAUUGUAAAUAAUUCAUAAUACUAAACCAUAUUAUAAAUGCCUAGAAAUUGUUUAUUUAGUUAAAUAAUUAUAGUUUAAGUUCAAUACAAAAACAAUGUAUGUAAAACCUUACAAUCUAAGAGACAACUACCUAGGUAAAAUAUAAACUUGUAUUCAUUUGAUGUAUCAUAAUAUUAUUAAUUUCUAGAACUCUAUAAAAAACGUAUUUUUGUAAUUAUGUUAAGAACUAAUAAACUAGCCAACUAGGUUUUAUUUAUUUGGUUUAUAAUAAAAAAGAAUUUUUAAUCAAUA